AAUCAAAACUAAAACAAAAUUUGUCACAGAAAUUUUCGUAUGGUUCGCGCCGGUUCCUGUGAAUCAAACGAAAAAUCGUUUUUGUUUUGGUUAAGGUGUAUACAUAAUCGAUACCAGAUUCCAGUUUUCCGUAAUUCGAUAGUGUAGGAAAAUAUGGCCGAGAGAUAUCAGUUCGAGAGCAAAAAUAAGCUCAAGGUAAAAUGCGACUCGGUGAUCACGAAAAAGAAGAAAGGUGAGGACAAGGAAAAGAUACGUGAAAAAUUGGCGAAAAGUCUGGACCAGAGCAGUGGGGAAGGUAGCACCAGGUACCGACUCAAUGUGACAGAAGAGCAAAGAGACGAAAUGGUUAAGACAGCCAUGGAAUCGAUCAAGAGGAUGAAGGAGAGAGAGAAAAAGAAGCGGGUGGAAAAGUUCAACCAACAUAUGGAAAGCCUUGCGGAGGACUUUGAUUCCCUGAAAGUAUCCUGGGCAAAAUAAACGCAUCCCACAAAUGCUUCAUAUCGAUUGCAAUCCCGAUAAACGAUUCGUAUUUAAGAUUUUGCAGCAUUGACAUGUCAAUUAAUGA
Molecule: messenger RNA, 565 nt
Organism: Toxorhynchites rutilus septentrionalis
Lineage: Eukaryota; Metazoa; Arthropoda; Insecta; Diptera; Culicidae
Product: protein FAM32A-like
Exons: 2
Coding region: 154-477 (107 amino acids)
Source: RefSeq, a predicted model, not a curated record